Molecule: messenger RNA, 1107 nt
Organism: Sclerotinia sclerotiorum 1980 UF-70
Lineage: Eukaryota; Fungi; Ascomycota; Leotiomycetes; Helotiales; Sclerotiniaceae
Exons: 1
Coding region: 1-1107 (368 amino acids)
Source: RefSeq, a predicted model, not a curated record
AUGUCCAAUUACCAUGGAGAUCAUAUAUCGAGAUCUAGGUCCAAGGUCAAACCUGUUUUUAAAAAACUGAUACAAAGCGAAAAGAAUUCACUAGAUCUGGAUCGCUCUGCAGCGGAACAACAAGAUGCCCUCGGGAUAUUUGAUUAUGGUACUGGCUACAGUUCUCGCUCCUCUUACGACAUUGCAUACAACAGUCGAGAAGGAGGGAGAAGGGGUUUUCACGCUCGUUCAACCAGCGGCACAUCUCAAUUCUCGACGACUACAUCAGGCAGUGGCCCACGUUCUGGACCAUUCGUACAUCCUUUCCAGCAAACACCCAGACCUUACACUCCGCCGUUAGGUGCUUCUUACCAAAACUCAAUUCGCGAAAGUGAAGCAACAAACAGCAGCCCUGCACUUACCGAAGAUGAGGAUCAGUUACGGCAUACUUUCCGUAGUACAGCCAAUUUAGCAAAUCAAGCAAACUCUAUGAGCGGUUCGACGAAUCCUCUCUUGCAGCAAACCCUAAGGAUUCAAACAAAGCUACCUCCGACCUCCUCAAGACUUGCACUUGCGACCUCACGCACAAGUCUCUCCCUAACCCCUGAAGUACCCUCACCACUCGACACCAUGUCACCUACUACACCAGCUAUCCGGCGAUCCAUGGAAGGAUUCCGCAUCCGAAGUCGCAGUGAUGUUGAUAACCGUCUGCGAUCGGAAACAAUACAAGAGGCACGUCGCAAGUUCCAAGAGAAAGAAAAGGCCAAAGAAGAAAAGGCAGCGAGGGAGGAAAUUCGAGCAAUGGAGAAGAAACAACAAAAGGAAGCAAGGCAGAUUGAAAGAGGACAUCGUCGUUCAUCUGCCAGUGACAACCUACCUACAAGAACAAAACGUUCCAAGUCUGACCUUACUAUACAUGAGAAAAGUGAAGGACUUUAUGGCCAGAGUUAUAAUACUGCAACUAUUUCUACUCCCCCAUUUCUUUCCGAGGAACAUGGUUCACCAGGAGGAAGAAGUCAUACCACCAUGUCAAAUACCAAGAAGAAAACACACAGUGCUUGGACAAAACUCAUGAUGUGGUUAAGGACUCGGUUCUUGCGACUGGGUAAGAAGACUAGCAGAAAAUAA